UUACGAUCGUUCGUUCGUUGAUUGGAAGUCCAAAUCCAAAUCCAAAUCCAAAUCCAAAUCAAUCCGCUUUCUUCUUCUUCUUCUUCUUCUCUCUCUAUCGCUAUUUGUCCGCUGUCUCCGCUAAAUUCUCUCCCUCCCUCCCUCCGCCUUCAGAUCUGGACGAGAAGUCGAGAACCCAAAAAACACUACCAACUGAAUUCUCGUUCUUGCCGAUUUCACGCCAAAAUCCAAACCUUCUACUUGAAUCCUAAUAACCACCAUGACCGACAAUCAGCAACCGAAGCACGUUGAUAAAGCAGCUCCUUCUCCUUCAGCAGAAUCCAAGACCCCCGACUACGCCCCCUACCCAAAGCUCGAUCCUAAAGACGUCGCACCCCCUCCCGAGAACUGGGCUGACGUUUCCAUGACCGGCGGCUCCGCUGCUGCUGCUGCUCCUCCUCCUCCGCUGUCGUCGGCUGCUUCUCACCCUGCUCCUCCCGGUCCUUCUCCCAUCCCCGGCGACGCUGCUACUACUAUGCCGGCCGAGUCCAAUCCUUACGUCUCCCCUGCCCCGGUCUCCAAGAACAAGAUGGAUGCGAUGAAAGACGUUCUAGGGAAAUGGGGGAAGAAGGCGGCUGAGGCGGGCAAGAAGGCCGAGGAUCUUGCUGGCAACGUCUGGCAACACCUGAAGACGGGCCCUAGCUUUGCUGACGCUGCCGUCGGAAGGAUUGCUCAAUCCACCAAGGUGCUUGCUGAGGGUGGUUACGAGAAGGUUUUCAAACAAACGUUUGAGGGUCUUCCCGAUGAGCAGCUCACCAAGACAUAUGCCUGCUACCUAUCCACCUCGGCUGGCCCUGUCAUGGGGACUUUAUACUUGUCUACCGCAAAGCUUGCAUUUUGUAGCGACAAUCCUUUAUCGUACCAAGUUGGUGAUCAAACUCAAUGGAGCUAUUACAAGGUUGUUAUCCCAUUGCAUCAACUGAAGGCUGUUAAUCCAUCAAUUAGCAAGAUCAACUCAUCCGAGAAGUACAUCCAGAUAAUCUCUAUCGACAACCAUGAGUUUUGGUUGAUGGGUUUUGUAAACUAUGAGAGCGCAGUGAAAAAUCUUCAAGGAGCAGUCCCCCAUCCCAUCUAGAUUGCCAGACCAGCUAGCAAAGCGCCAUGGGAACCAAUGAUGAUCUUGGAAAAAAAAGGUUUCUGUAGACGAAGUCCAUCUAGCACCAGCAUGUGAAGAUAUGUAGGCGAAAAGAACCCCACAUACAUUUUUCUUAUACAUUUGUUUCGUUCUCUCCUGGUUGUUACACCCUUACAUAUUCCUCUGGUUGAACUCUCUGGAUUGUACAUGAUCUUGUACUAUUCUUGUCAGACACUGAUUACAGUUUUAUUUUGUAAAGUAUGCUUGGGUUAAUUGCAUGUUUGGUCAUUGGGUUUACUAAAAAGUUUCAUGUUUA
Molecule: messenger RNA, 1430 nt
Organism: Linum trigynum
Lineage: Eukaryota; Viridiplantae; Streptophyta; Magnoliopsida; Malpighiales; Linaceae
Source: the annotation of a GenBank genome assembly